Molecule: messenger RNA, 1278 nt
Organism: Oryzias latipes (Japanese medaka)
Lineage: Eukaryota; Metazoa; Chordata; Actinopteri; Beloniformes; Adrianichthyidae
Product: zinc finger BED domain-containing protein 4
Molecular function (GO): protein dimerization activity
Source: RefSeq, a predicted model, not a curated record
UGCUUUGGUUUAUGUGUCUCAGUUUGACUUUGUUCAUUCUAGGUGGAGCUGGCCUCUGUGGUCUUGGGGGUUCUGAAGUUUCCCCAAACCCACACUGCAGCUCACUUGGCUGAGGCCAAAAAUCUUCUCAUGGAAGAAUGGGGAAUUAAAGGGAAGGUGACAGGCCUGGUUACAGACUGUGCUCCCAACAUGGUUGCAUGUGCUAAUAUAUUACUGCUUCGGCACAUAAUGUGUUUUGCACAUAUGCUUAAUUUGGUGGUGAAAAAGUCCCUUGCCCAAACCCCUGAACUAGAGGAUAUCCGAAGUAAGGGGCGUAGGAUUGUCGGUCUUUUUAAAUCCAGCACCACAGCGAAGGAGAAGAUGUCAGAGAUGCAGCGACAGCUGGCCAGGCCAGAGCACAAAUUAAUACAAGAGGUGGAAACAAGAUGGAACAGCACAUUUAAUAUGUUGGAAAGGUUGUUUAAGGAGAGAGAGCCACUGGGGGCAGCUCUGGCCACCCUCCAUACAGACCUUCCUCCACUCACCUCAGAGGACUACCAGGCCAUACACCACUGCUUGAGCAUUCUUUCACCGUUUCAAGAGGCCACAGUUGAGCUUUCGACAGAAAAACGAGUGUCAGCAUCCAAAGUCAUUCCCAUGGUCAAAAUGCUGAAACAUUACAUCUCAAGCAGGUGUGGUCAGAUCACACACCCACUUGGUGAAAAACUGGCCACUAACUUGAAGAACAAUCUCCAUGAGAGGUUUUCAGCUCUGGAGAAGGUCACUGCUCUGUCAAUGGCAACCUUGUUGGACCCAAGGUUUAAAGAGCUGGGGUUCUGCAGCCAAGGCUCUGCCCACACGGCCAUAGAGCGACUCACUAAAGAGUGUGCUGCAACAAUGCAGGCGCUACUUCCAGAGGCACAGCCACAGUCGCCACCUAGAGAAGGUCCUUCAAGUCAGCAGGAAGAUGGUGGUCUCUGGGCCCUGCUGGACAGGCAUGUGGGGGUUCAACAGCAGGUGACCAGCACAACUGCCAGUGCAACAGUGGAGGUUCAGAGGUACUUAAAGGAACCUCACAUCCCAAGGACUCAGGACCCACUGAGAUACUGGGUUACCCACAAGGUUUUAUACCCACAUCUCUACAAGCUGGCAAUGAAGUUUUUAUGCACACCAGCUUCGUCUGUGCCUUGUGAGAGGAUCUUCUCCAAGGCUGGCGAAAUCGUCAGCCAAAGACGAAACAGGCUGAAGCCCAGCACAGUGGAGAAAAUUCUGUUUUUAAAUAAAAAUCUAUAACAUGUA